Messenger RNA from Dioscorea cayenensis subsp. rotundata (Guinea yam), 1019 nucleotides. RefSeq lists its product as uncharacterized. NCBI's taxonomy places the organism in Eukaryota, Viridiplantae, Streptophyta, Magnoliopsida, Dioscoreales, Dioscoreaceae. The transcript has 2 exons. Bases 60 to 989 code for a protein of 309 amino acids. The record is from RefSeq and is a predicted model, not a curated record.
UUCUGGAUAUAUGUACAACCUCAUUCUCUUCGUCCUUUCUCCCGAUCAUUCUCUCAUCAAUGGCGAGACUAGCAGCAGCCGCCGGCGAUGGACCCUCCCGGCGAGAUCCACUCCUCCACAAGAAGGGCGCCUACACCCGCUGCCUCUCCCAUGCCGGCGACGAGCUCCACAGCUUUCGAUCAUGCCUCCGCUGGAUGUGCGUCGACCAAUCCGAUCCCUUCCGCGCCGCCAUCUCCUGGUCCAUUUUCAUCAUCUUCGGCGUCAUCGUCCCCAUCGCCUCUCACGCCCUCCUCGCCACCUCCAACACCUCCCGGCGCGCCUACGACGCCGUUGUCCAGUUCUCCCUCUCCUCCAUCUCUGCCAUUUCCUACCUCUGCCUUUCCGCAUUCGUGCGCCGCUACGGCCUCCGUCGAUUCCUCUUCCUUGAUAAACUCGUCGGCGAGAGUGAUCUCGUCCUCCGUGGCUACAUGGCCGAGCUCAAUCGAUCAUUCCGGAUCCUCUCCUUCUUCGUCUUGCCCUGUUUCUUCAUCGAGUCCGCGUACCGGAUCUGGUGGUACGCGUCCGGCCAUGGGCCGGGGCAAUCGAUCCCAUUUCUUGGGGAUCGGAUCGCCACCGAUGUGUUUUGCUGUUUGAUGGAGCUUGGGUCUUGGAUUUACAGGAUUGGGAUCUUCUUUUUGCUGUGUGUUUUGUUUAGAUUGGGAUGCCAUUUGCAGAUCCUCAGAUUGCAGGAUUUCUCCAACGGAUUUCGAGAGGAAUUGGAUGUUGCUUUGGUUUUGAAGGAGCAUUUGAGGAUUAGGAAGCAGCUCACUGUUAUCAGCCAUCGCUAUCGAGUGUUCAUUGUCUCUGUGCUUUUCCUCGUCACAAUUAGCAACUUCACAUCGUUGCUUCUCACCACUCGCCCUCAUGCCAAUGUUACCUUUUCAAACGCUGGAGAACUCGCUGUGCAGAUUUCCCUGAAAGAGAAGAGCUUCCGGUGCAGGUGCGUGUGAUUAGAUCAGAGUGGCAGCAACUAACAUCUG